Molecule: messenger RNA, 2856 nt
Organism: Porites lobata
Lineage: Eukaryota; Metazoa; Cnidaria; Anthozoa; Scleractinia; Poritidae
Source: the annotation of a GenBank genome assembly
AUGGAUCGUCAGCAGGAAAAUAAUGGAUUCGGUCCACUUUCAAAGCCUCGUGGAAAUGCCUCUCUUCUCGCUGCGUUGUUGGUGGUUGUCUUUUCUGUAGUUGUCCAUUUGAAGAUUUCCCAUUCUACCGGAAACCAACAUGGCAGAGACGAAUUCGUCUUUCUACUCUUUAUCAGCGCUCUUUUAAUUCUGAGUUUAGUCUUUAGCGAGGUGGUGCGUAGAGUUUGUCUGGGUAUUGAAGAGAUUCGACACAAGCAAACUCGAUAUGAAGGAAGUUGGAGGAAGGUUUUCAAUUCCACUUUCGCUUUUAAGUAUGGUCGCACUAUUCUGGUCGUGGGGGUUGUGUCCUUUCUCAUAGUGUCUUUUGCCUUGUACCGAGAUUGUAACACUUUCUGUCGUGCAGAAUAUGCGAUUUUUUUUUCGUUGAACUGCUUCUUGGUCCCUCAGCUGUUGUUUCUUGUUGGUUUGCGAGAGCUUUCUAGCGUGGAAGUAUCAGAGAUCAACGAGAGAGAAAACAAAAAUGUGGCCGAUGGUCUAGCCUGGAGCUACUAUUUUGGUUACUUGAAGCUGGUGUUACCACAUCUUGAGGGACAGAUCGGAAAAUCAGUUUACAAGUACAAGAUUAAAGAGAAAAAGCUUUUCAUAUUGCUUCCCAAAAACUGCUACACGUACGAUAAAAUUGUGGACGCAGACCCAAGAAUAACAGUUGCGGGAAAUCUCGACUCAUAUGAAAUAAACAGAGGUGGGAUAUUGAAGCGAUCCUAUAAACACACUGUACACCGAAUAGAGAUGCCAUGCCCAGAUGGAGAGGUCGAUGAAUAUCACGUGGUUCUGGAGUAUGCCACACCCCUGAUGUCCCUGUAUGAUAUGUCUCAACAUAAAGAGGGUGGAUUGAGUCGCCAAGAGCGAGAUGAACAGGUAACUUGAUCUGAACAUACAAACAUUUUAACCAGAUAUUAUCUUGUACAGCCUUUCCUUUCAUAGCAUCCCAGGCAGGUGUUUUUAGGGGAGCUCCUAUUUCUUCCUUCCCCAUAAAUACCUGCUCAACCGAGAACAACAUUCCUUUCCCAAGCUUAGCCAAUCACAUUGUACCUUCCAAAUUUUGGAAGGUUGAGCUUGACCACAGGGUAACCCGAUAAUUACUCGAUCUGCAUGAAACACUGGGAAAGCUUUAUGACCGCUAUUAAAUGUUAGACAUAGAGCGGCAAAAGUAAGAUUUAGUCAGAUUCUAGAAGGAAAAAGGUAACUCUAGAGUCACGUUUUUACACUAUGAGUGACUAUGAGUGACUAUGAGUCGUGUUUAGCCUGCCAACACUUUAUUUCAAAACCACUGAUUGUCACUUACCACGCGAAUAAAACAAUGGAAAAGGAAUGUUGUUCUCGGUUGAGCAGGCAUAAUUUUGUGGGGAGGGAUGAAAUACAAGCUCCCCUAAAAACGUCUGCAUGAAAGCUAUUCCUUUCAUAAUAAUAAUCCCCACCUAUAGGGGUGUGUGGAUAUAAAAUGGAACAGCGCAAUGUCCUACUCCAUGGUUUUUAUCACCAACAACCCUAUGGAAGGUGCAUGCUGUUUGAAAUACUCUUAUAUACAGUCAAAGCUCUCCUUGAUUAUGACCACUCUCCAGCUCUAAGUUACAACCAGCAUUGUUCCAUUGAACAGGCAAAGAUAUUUACACGGGAUGAGAGUGGUUUUGCUGCACUAGUCGAUGGUGUUUUUGCCAGUGCAACUUCAUGGCAACAGGUUUACUGUCUUGGAGGAUUUUAACUGUACUGCACAAUUGGACUAGGACUUUUUAGCCUGAAUUUCAGACAUCUUCAAGUCACAUAAGUAUGCGACUCAAAGAUAUGUAUGAAAUUCAGGCUUCUGUGACUUAAGCUUUGUGAUGAAAAGCUCUUAUAAGCAACUGGUACUGUAAGCGACUGCGACUACUUUUGUUUAUAAUCACCAGCUUGCCUUUUUUACUGUUGUUAAGUUCUACAAGAUGACCAUACUCAUUAACUUGAAUAAAUGUAUUAACUUCUUGAUCAAAUCUACAACAAUUACACACAACAUACAGUAAAAUUCCAAAAAUAAUCCCCGGGGUUUAUAUUUUUCAAAGGCCCUUUUCAAGGGGCUUAUUUUUGGAAGUGCUUAUGUUCAGAGGGGUUUAUCUACGGAGGGAAACUAGCAUUUCAAAAUAGAUUGGACUAGCCUUAUAGUUGGAAGGAAAUUUACCAUUUUUGCUUUGUUUUACUUUAUAUUUGAGGGCAAUUUCCAAGUACAAGCCCCUGGAGGGGGCUCAUAUUUGGAGGGGCGAUUUAAUGGAGGGGUUUUUGCGUUACGAGUUUGGGGGGCUUAUAUUUCGAGGGGCUUAUUUUCGCAAUUUUACGGUACAAGCAUUAAAGAUUAAUCAUUAACUUUGGAUGUGAUAAAAACAAAAAGAAAAAACAUUUAAUAUUACUUCAGCUAAAGUUUUUGGUAUUAACCGGCAAGGUAAGCAUUUUGCUAAUUGUCUUAAAAGCAACCAUGCACCCUCAAUAAUUUUAUCAUGUGGUCAGUAUAUUACCUGAUAUGCCUUAAUCUUACAGUUUACAGUAAUAAUUUGUAAUAGUUGUUAUUAUUGUUGUUGUUGUAGGUGGUGCUGUUUAUCCGCAAAUUAAGAGAAAUCUUAGACAAGUGUGUUGACUGUAAAGGGAAGUAUGAGUUAGUGCCAAUCUCAGCGGAAGGAGCUGCAGGAGAUAAAGGAGAUGAGAGAGUUCAAAAUAGGAUUGCAGAUGUGUUGGUACGGAUACACCAAGAUGCAUCUGUGCAGUUGGAAGAUUGAGAUGCUAACCCUGAGUCAUGAAGAAGAUGCCACCCAAAUGUUUGAAUGGAUAUAU